This is a messenger RNA of Anarrhichthys ocellatus (wolf-eel), 4441 nucleotides long. RefSeq names its product zinc finger protein 652 (gene znf652). The transcript has 6 exons. Gene Ontology annotation, biological process: regulation of transcription by RNA polymerase II. Lineage: Eukaryota; Metazoa; Chordata; Actinopteri; Perciformes; Anarhichadidae. The record is from RefSeq and is a predicted model, not a curated record. Gene Ontology annotation, cellular component: nucleus. Bases 2283 to 4349 code for a protein of 688 amino acids. Gene Ontology annotation, molecular function: RNA polymerase II cis-regulatory region sequence-specific DNA binding; DNA-binding transcription activator activity, RNA polymerase II-specific.
CCCUUUAUACGGCUCCAGCGAUCUCACCUGCUUUACUGUCGCAGACCAAGCUUUUGUGAACACUUGCACCAGUUAAUUUUAGUGCCUUUUGCAGUAAAGCUCCCAUCCUGUGUCAUUCAAAUCUCAAACCACAGUAGCAUGUAUCUAGUAUAUGACUGGCUUUGUGGCUAACCCCACACAAAAUGAGUUUUGGUUUCUCUGAAGCACGAUUGAGGAAAACUACAAAUUGGUUACUGUUGAGUGAACAUUGAUUGCUCAGCGUUAGUACUUAUUUGGAGAACUUCAGAGAGGCAUUCAUUUAUGCACUUUUCUCUCCUUUUGUGUGUGUCAGGGUGCAGAGUUCCUGUAGGUUUGAACUCCCGAUCCGACAUGGUGAUUUUGUAGAAUAAUUGAUAUUUGGUAGUCAGCGCUGUGCUUGAUUCCCACAUCAAAGGACUGCAUUAUUUCGCUGUGAGUGAAACUCUGAAAUGACUCAUCAUUGAUAAUGAUAAGCCGGUGGAAGGAUUUUGGCUCUAUGUGGGUUACAUAACCACACUGUGUAUUUGCACAUGUGCUUUUUGGGACCAUUUUUCAGCAGUGAAUGUAGCACUUUUUUGAUAUUGUGGAUGGUAAAUGAAAUACAUGGUUGGAGUUAGCUGUUGUAUGUUCUUUCAACCCCAUAAACAUUUAUUUUAUCCGUCCGUGUGCUUAAAAAAAGAAUGGAACAUGGUGCGUGUUAAGUCAUGUUCAGGCAGUGGUUUCUCAUGCAAUUUAUAUUCCUCUGUCAUCCAGACGCAGGAUAAUCUAUUGAGCUCUAUGUUUAAGACAGACAUGUGAGUUGAGUUGCUCUGUCGGUGCAGAGCUCACCCUCCCCUUGUGGUCUUAAUGCUCUGAGAGCUGCUGUCCAAUUCUCAGAAAGGAUCAGAGUCAGCAUGCACAGGAAGACAGGUGUGUCUUUGUGGAGAGACAUAUUCUACAUAAAUGGCAGUCACUUGAACUUGCAUAACUGGUAGAACAUAGAUUCAUCUCUGUUUGUCUUUAAUAAUAACUUGGCAAACAUCCUUUAGUCACAUGUAUGUCUUGCGUAUUUACAUUACAGACGAGUGAGAUGAAGUGACAGGAGGAACACAGAAAAAUCAGUUUAGGAUUUAUUCCCAGAGAGCAAUGAACUGAGAAUGAAUUUGACAAGAAUUUAAGAUUGAGUUUACACAGAGCGUCAUUGGAAUGAUUCAGAUUGUAUUGCUGAUGAUUUUGAGCAAGUACAGCUUCUGUUCACUUUGAAUUAAUGUUGGUAUUGAACCCCCAGUAAUAAAAUAUAUGUGAGGGCUGUAGUAAAAGUAAGGCACCACAAAUGAAAACGUUUUUCAUUCGACAUAUACUACUCCAGAAAAAGUAGUAGUUAAAUAAUAAGGCUUAUAAUGUCUGUAGUUGCGUAUUUAUGGAAACAGAGGAGUGUUUUGUGUUGAUAAAACAAAAGCUGUUUGUGAAGACACAGACGAGAGGAUGUUUCCCAUCUCCAAGAAAGGAAGUGUGUUUUUUUUUGUUUCUUGCUCAGGGAGAUUUUCUAUUGAACUACCCGCCCUGGUGCACACUCUCAUUGUGAGGUUGUUUGAGGUCAGCCAACUGUCAGCCAGCGACACCCAGCUCACAUGUAUGCAAAAGUAAAGAAUAUACAAAUGCCAUAAAAGCAAGAUUUAUUUGUUUUAAUACUGGUUUUGUUUUUCAUUGUUUAACUUGCAGAAAACAACGCACAGACAAUAACUGUGCGUUGCUCCGGCUUCAUUGAAAAGUUGAAAUACGGUUUCCUGUGGUUGAAUCUACGUUACAAGCUCCUGAGGUAAUGCACUGUAAAUGGCUUUUCAAGCAAUACACAGAGGUCCGUACAGCAGUUCCAUGUCUGGCGUUCUGCAGGGCAGCAGCCUUCAGAUAAACUGAAUCUGGGAUCUGCCUACACCUCGCAUGCAGACUUGAGAGGAACUCCAAAUGUUCAGCAUCAAAGACACCGAGCCUUUGAUUUAGAAGUUUGACUUUUAAGCAUAUGGAGCAAAACUUGGAACGGAUUUUAUGUCUUUCCGACUGCAUUUCCUACCCUGGACAGCAUGGAUGCUCUUUUUGAAUCGGGUUGAAUAUCAUUCGCCUCAUCCCCUCCUUCCUGUCUCUUCAGUAGAAGGAGGGUGGGGGAUUGGUGUGGCGUCCCCUGCCCCUCCUCGUAGAGUAGGCUAGUCUACCUUGGCACCAUAGCAGUUACUCUUUUUUUUAUUUUAUUUUUUCCCUAACCAACUCCAUCCCUCGAUUCCCUCUUCAUGAAAUCCUGCAAGAGCCUGCGGGAAGAGGUUUCCGUCCCUAGCCUUGGCGGGAUGUCCCAGGAGGAAGGACGCAGGACUCCAGUGUCCCAGUCCUAUUUUCACUCCCCUAACCCAGAUCUGGACCUGGCAGGCAAGCUGUACAAGAGGGAAGUUGGCGGUAAGCCGUAUUCUGUGUUGGUGGACAAUAAAAUGGCAGCCAAGGCAUCCAUGGGAGAUCAGAACAUUGGUCAGAUGCCCACUCAACAGCAGCAUCAGCAGUAUUUCCGAGAGGGAGGAGUAGGGCAGGAGGUGGGGACGCAUGGGUCCCAGGCCGCCAACGACGGCACCUCUGACGACACUGAAGAUGAUGACGACGACGACGACGAGGAAGAAGAGGAUGAAGAUGGGGGGGAGGAGGAGGAGGAGGAGGAGAGCUUCAAGCGUGAGCAGAUCAUUGUCGAGGUCAACCUGAACAACCAGACACUUCAUGUAUCCAAGGGGGAGAGCAAAACUGCAACCACAGCAGAUGACUCUGAAAGAGCUGGCAGUGACGAUGACGACGAGGAAGAGGAGGAGGAAGAGGAGGAGGAGGACAGCCUCGAUGAAGAGGAGGAAGAUGAAGAUGAAGAGGAGAUUGAGAGUCGAAGGACGAGGUCAAAGAGGGCUCGUCGCGGCGCCAGUAGCACAGCAGCUCCCAGCCAGCCGCGGAGGAAAAGCCUCAGAACGGCUCUGAGCACGGCCGCCGCUGGGAUGACCACCAGGGGCCGACGGAAGCGCAUGGAGCCCCCAAAGAGCAAGCGCAGGUCGGCCAGGUCGGCCCCGUCGUCCGCCGGGUCCUUGACGGCCGGAGGGAAAGCGGAGGCGGAGGAGAAGGAGAUGCUGGCGUGUGAAAAGUGCCCCCGAGUGUUCAACACACGCUGGUACCUGGAGAAGCACAUGAAUGUCACUCACAGGCGAAUGCAGAUUUGCGACAAGUGUGGCAAAAAGUUUGUCCUGGAGAGUGAGCUGGCCUUACACCAACAGACGGACUGUGAGAAGAACAUCCAGUGCGUCUCCUGCAACAAGUCUUUUAAGAAGCUGUGGUCACUGCACGAGCACAUUAAGAUUGUGCACGGCUAUGCAGAAAAGAAGUUCUCAUGUGAAAUCUGUGAGAAGAAGUUCUACACGAUGGCUCACGUCCGCAAGCACAUGGUUGCGCACACAAAGGACAUGCCAUUUACCUGUGAGACGUGUGGGAAGUCGUUUAAACGCAGCAUGUCUUUAAAAGUUCACUCACUCCAGCAUUCUGGAGAGAAACCUUUCCGUUGUGAGAACUGUGACGAGCGGUUCCAAUACAAGUACCAGCUGCGCUCCCACAUGAGCAUCCACAUCGGACACAAGCAGUUCAUGUGCCAAUGGUGUGGCAAAGACUUCAACAUGAAACAGUAUUUUGAUGAGCACAUGAAAACGCACACAGGAGAGAAGCCUUUCAUUUGUGAGAUCUGCGGGAAGAGCUUCACCAGCCGGCCCAACAUGAAGCGCCACCGCCGUACUCACACGGGGGAGAAGCCCUACCCCUGCGACGUGUGCGGCCAGCGCUUCCGUUUCUCCAACAUGCUCAAAGCACACAAGGAGAAGUGUUUCCGGGUCACCAGCCCCGUGGUCCUGCAGACCAGCGGCCCACCUGUGCCUGUCCGCAUCUUUGCCAACACCUUCUCGUCCUCUUCCUCCAUCUCUGGUCCCAGUCCCUCCGCUGCCACCGCGGCCUCCACCUCGGCACCCAUGGGCCUCAACCCGACGGGAGGGCCCAUGCCUCCACGAGGCCCCGUGGGACACACGUUCUCCCACGUACAGCUCCAUUCAAACCCCUCUCACCAUCAUCCCCACCCCUCGACCACCCAGCAACACCUCUCAAACACAUCCCAACAUGCCCCGCCUCACCCCCACCACCACCUGGCAGUGCCCCCAGUCUCCCAUCUACCCCUACCCCCACCCCCGGCCCUAUUCAAGAGCGAGCCCUUAAACCACUGUGGGCACGAAGACAGCAGCUACCUGCACCACAUGGCUCCCCCCGACAAGGGCCCCGGAGCCCCACAGCACCACUGAACUGGGCCCCCGGCUCUGCAGGCCCACACCAAACCGCGCCUUGUUCCUCCUCUUCUCAUAGUCCUGCCUCAGUCUCUCAGUUGCAGGGUCCC